CGCGGCUCGACCAAUCAGCGCCCUUCCCGCGAAAUCCUGCACAGCUGAGGCGGGAGAAACAGGGGAAGAGGGCGGCCGGAUAACUACUCUUCACAUUUUUCCCUUAUUUUCGUGUUUCCUGGAGGCCGCCAUGGACGAGGACUGCGAGAUAGUGGGUGAGGUGGAUCGAGUGGAAGGGAAGACCACCAGCACAAGUCCGCUUACCAGUCCACUCAACAGGAAACUGAAGCAGAGUCGCCUUCCAUUCGCCCCGCUCGACCCCAAGCCCCUAAGGACCCCGGACCCCCCAAGCCCCGCCAGCCCCUCCCCCGACACCCACAAGAGGAAGAAGAGAAGGAUAUCGGAGUCCCCCGCCACGCCCCGCACCCCUGCCCCGCAAGCCUCUCCGCGGGCCCCUGGGGGAGAGACCGGAGAGAAGAGGAAGAGGGGAAGGCCUAAGGGAUCGAAGGGGAAGAGGAAGAGUCUUCCCUCCACCCCCAGCGGAGCGGAAGGGGAGGAAACUGAGGAAGACAACCCUCCCUCUGCGAAGAAAAGGCCCUCAGAGAAGACAAGGAAGCUUCUCUCCGCCUUCCUCCCCUCCUCCCCCUCCUCCUCCUCUUCCUCCUCCUCCUCCUCCCCCUCCAUGGACAAAAAAGGGAAGGAAAAUGUAAAGAAUGGAGGAAGGAAGAAAAAGGAGGAGGAGAAGAAAAUGAAGAAAGAGGAGGAGGAGGAGGAGAGGAAGAAGAUGAAGAUGCUGAAGGAAGAAGAGGAGGAGGAGGAGGAGAAGAAGAGUGAAGACUGCAGUGCCAUAGAGGAAGAAAAGGAAGAGGAGGAGGAGGAGGAGGAAGAAAAGGAAGAAAAAUCUAUUGCCGGGAGGAAGAGGAAGACAAAAUUGGAAGACAAGGUAGUGGGAGGGAAGAAGACUCGCUUGGAGGAGGAGGAGGAGGAAAAGAAGACAAAGAAGAAAAUACAAGAAACUAAGAAAGAGGAGAAGGAAGACAAGGGGAAGAGAGGAGGGAAGAAGGGAAGACAAGAGAAGAAGAAACAGGAGGAGGAGGAGGAGGAAGAGGAAGACAUUGAUAAGAAGACUAAGGAAGAAAAAGAAGACAAGAAGGAAGAAAAGAAAGGGAAAGGAAAGGAAGAAAAAGUGGAGGAAGACAAGGAAGAAAAAGUGGAGGAAGACAAGGAAGAAAAAGUGGAGGAAGACAAGGAAGAAAAAGUGGAGGAAGACAAGGAAGAAAAAGUGGAGGAAGACAAGGAAGAGAAAGUGGAGGAAGACAAGGAAGAAAAAGUGGAAGGAGAGGAAGAAAAUGAGGAAAAAGUGGAGGAAGAAAAGGAAGACAAGGAAGAAAAUGAAGAAAAAGUGGAGGAAGAAGAGGAAGAAGACAAGGAAGAAAAUGAAGAAAAAGUGGGAAAAAGCAAAGAAGACAAGGAAGAAAAAGUGGAAGACAAGGAAGAAAAAGUGGAAGACAAGGAAGAAAAAGCAGAAGAAAAAGACAAAAAAUCAAAAGAAAACAAAGAUGAAGACAAAUUGAAGGAAGGAAAAACGUCCGAAGAAGAAAAAGUCCACAAAACAAAGGAAGAAAAAGAAGAAAAAGUUAAAGAAGACAACAAGAGGCUCAGAACCCCAUCAGCCAACAAGAUCACAAGCUACUUUGGGGCCUUCAAGCGAACGCCGGGUGAAGACAGGAAGAAGACAACUGAAGACAAGGUGAAGACAAGCGAAGACAAGAAGACAAACCAUGACAAAAUUAAGAAAAACGAAGCAAAAACGAAAACGAGCGAAGACAGGAAGACGACGACUGAAGACAAGGUGAAGACAAGCGAAGACAAGAAGACAAAUGAAGACAAAAUUAAGAAAGACGAAGAAAAAGUGAAAACGAGCGAAGGAAAAACAAAAACAAGUGAAGACAGGAAGAAGACAACUGAAGACAAAGUGAAGACAAGCGAAGACAAGAAGACAAAUGAAGACAAAACAAAAACUAGCGAAGAAAAAACAAAAACAAGCGAAGAAAAGAUGAAGACAAGUGAAGAAAAGAAGAAAAUUGAGGAGGAAGAAGAAGAGAAAAAGGAGGAAGAGGAGGAGGAGGAGGAAGACAACAGUGAAGAAGAUGAUGACGAUGAUGACAAAAUGGAGGAGGAUGAAGACAAUGAAGAAAAAAAAUCCACAGAAGAAGAAGAGGAGGAAGAGGAGGAGGAAAAGAAGGAAGGAGGAGGAGGAGGAGAGGAAGAAAAGAAGGAAGAAAAAGAAGACAAGAAGACAAAUCUACUUUCCAAUGUCCACAAACCGAAGAAAUUGACCCCAAAGCAAUUAGAGAAAGAGAGAGAGAGAGAAGAGAAGAGGAAGGAGAGGGAGGAGAAGAGGAAGGAGAGGGAGAGGAAGAGAAUGGAGGAACAGGCGGAGAAGGAGAGGAAGAGGAAGGAGAAGAAGGAAGAGAAGGAGAAGCAGAAGGAGGAUUUGAGGAAGAGGAAACAGCAGGAGAUUGACGCGAAGAAGCAGAAGAAGGAGGAGGAACAGCAGAAGAGGGAGGAGGAGAGGAGGCAGAAGGAGGAAGGCAGAAAGCAGAAGGAGGAGGAGAAGAAGAACAAGGAGAACAAGUUGAAGGAUAAAUUUGCCUCCUUCUUCGUGGCAAAGAAGAGGGAGGUGGAGGAGGCGGAAGAGGAGGAGGAGGGGAUCUUCAAGCAAUUCAGGGUCAAAGAGGACAUGCAACUGGCACCCCUCAACCGCGCGCACCUCACCCCAGCACAGCGGCAGCACCUCUCGGAUAUCCUGGCGGCAUCUCCGAAGGCUAAGGGGUCAGGGGCGGCUACCUAUCUUGACGCGCUGAGGUCGGGGGACUACCACGCAGCCUCCACGCCGCGCACCUGGCCCCCCACCACUGCUGCUGAUGAGGAUGAGGAUGACGAGAUUAUGAUUAUCCAAGAGGAAGAGGACAAGGAGGAGGAAGUGGAAUCCAUACUAUCCACCCCCGCCCCGGCAGCCACAUCCGGGGCGGGGCGGCGGGGUGGGGUGGGGCGGGCCAAGCUGCUGGCCUUCUGUGAGAACCGUCGCCCCGCCUACUGGGGAACCUGGACCAAGCGGGGCGCCAGGGUGGGGCCCCGCCGACCCCUGGCUAAGGAGGACAUCUUCGACUAUGAAUACGACAGCGACGAUGAUUGGGAGGAGGAGGAAGGCGGGGAGAGCCUCAGCGAUUCCGAAGGGGAGGAAAAGGAGGAGAAGGAGGGGGAGGACCAGUAUGAGGUAGACAAUGACUUCUUCGUCCCUCACGGCUACCUCUCCGACGACGAGGGCAAGGAGGAGGAGGAGGAGGAAGGAGGAGGAGGAGGAGGAGGCAUGGAGGUGGUGGAAGAAGGGGAUGACAAGAAGGAGGUGGAGUUUGGAUUGGGCGAGGAGAAGAACAAGGAGAAAUUGAAGUUGAAACAGGCGGAGUUUGAGGAGGAGAUGAAGGAGAAGACUCGGGAGCUCAAGCCGCGGGUCAUUGGCUGUCUCUGGCUGGGCGACCACACCACUAACCACGCCUACAAGCAGCUCCUGAAGGUCCUCGGCCCCUACAAGGCAGUGCGUCUGUGCCCUUCGCAGCCUAUCCCCACGCGCUGGAGUGAGGGGGUGGCCGCUGUGCCCCGCGGGGAUGCGCCGGGGGAGGAGGAGACACCAGGCGGGGAGGAGAAGGUCACGGGGAGGAAGUUCUAUAAGACUUUCCCCGAAGCAGCCGUGCCCUCCCUCAUCCGGCUGCUACACGGAAAUCGUCACACCAAGAUGUUCCUGUCGGGGGAGUUCGUCAACUUCUGGAAGCGGAAGGCGGAGGAGGAGGCCGCUGCCGCUGCUGGGGAUGGGGAGGCUAGGAGUGGAGGCUGGUAUCACAUCGCCAAACGGAAGGUGUUGAGCAAGAUCCAGGAAAUUGGACGAUGGCGCCGGAACCCUGACGACGGGCCGCAGAAAGCAGUCAUGAUGUGGCAUGUCAGCAAAGAAAUCCGCGACAAGUACGGGUGCAAUGACCUCACUCUCCCUAACACUUGGACAUACCUCAACACCCCCAAGGACCGCAGGGAGGAGGAGGAUCACGCCCCGCACCCCCAGGCCCCGGACGACCCCGCCAAGACCCCCGCUAAGCCCCCCAAGCAGGCAAAACUCAUACCGAUUACGAUGUUCGCUCGGAAAACACCGUCCGGGAAAUUGAAUCCAGGGGGGGUCAAGUCGCCCUCCGCUGCCCUCCCUGGGACUCCUGCUUCUAAGGGGUCUACUACUACUACUACUACACCUACUACUACCACUUCUACCACCUCUGCUACUACCGAGAAGGCCAGUAGUGUUAGUUGUACCGGAACCACUGACCCCUCAACUUCCACGGACGUUCCUCCUUCCGCUGGCAAUCCCGACUCCCCGCCUACUGCUACCACAGCCUCUACUGCUUCUACUUCCGCUGCCACUCCGUCCCCAUCUACCACGACCGCCAAGAGAAGAAAGGGCCAAUUGUUCUCCCCGAAAUCGUCUUCCAAAGCGCAGGUGUCCAGUUUUGUGUCGUUUUUCAAGAAGGGCGAGGAGAGGAAGGGUGACGCUGGGGGUGGUGGUGGGGGGGGUGAGGAUGGUGGUAGUGAUGCAGCUACUACUACUACUACUUCUACUUCUAAUGGUCCAGAGUGUAUUACUUUGGAUGGUUAGAAGGAGAGGAAGGAAGGAAGGAAGGAAGGAAGAGAGGAAAGAAAGGAAGGAAAAAUAUAUAUCACAAAGAAUGAAGGAGAGGAAGAAGGGAAAGAAAGGAAGGAUUGAAGGAAAGGAAGGAAGAAAGGAGAGAAGUAAAUAAAUAACAGAAGAAGGAAAGGAAGAAGAAAGGAAGGAAGGAAAGACAGCAAGGGGAAGGAAGGAAGGAAGGAAAAAAAGAUCGAAAGGAAGGAAGGAAAGGAAAAAGAUCGAAGGAAAAAGAAUGAAAAUAAUUAAACUAGAAACAAUUAACAAGAAAAAAGAAAAAGAAGGAAGGAAAAAAAGAUAGAAAGGAAGGAAGGAAAGGAAAGAGAUCGAAGGAGAAAGAAUGAAAAUAAUUAAACUAGAAACAAUUAACAAGAAAAAAGAAAAAGAAAAUAAAUCAAACUUAUAUUCCUUCAAUUUGCAUUCACAAGUAAACUAAUCUGACAUGCAUUAUUAUUAUUAUUAUUAUUAUUAUUAUUAUUAUUAUUAUUAUUAUUAUUAUUAUUAUUAUUAUUAUUAUUACUGUAUACCUGGUUCCUAUUUACCUCAUUUUGUAAUUUGUGAAUCCCAAUUAUACACUGCCAACCCCUA
This is a messenger RNA of Eriocheir sinensis (Chinese mitten crab), 5254 nucleotides long. Its product is annotated as chromatin assembly factor 1 subunit A-like. Lineage: Eukaryota; Metazoa; Arthropoda; Malacostraca; Decapoda; Varunidae. The coding region runs from base 131 to 4639 and encodes 1502 amino acids. The transcript has 13 exons. Gene Ontology annotation, biological process: nucleosome assembly. Gene Ontology annotation, cellular component: CAF-1 complex; nucleus. The record is from RefSeq and is a predicted model, not a curated record.